AUGCGGUCUCUUGCAUGGCUCCUCUCCCUCCCAAUAGUGGCCGAAGCAGGUGAAGUCCUGUGGAGCGGAUUCUUCAACGCCUCCGCGACCGCUGCCGACUUCGACAAAUGGUCGUGGUCCAACCAAGUUGGCGAUUGGCAGUGGUAUAUCCACGGCAGUGCCUCGACAGAAACGUACCUGGGUCUCUCACCUGAUAACAAGAACCCUGCCGAUAGCAGUGAUGAACAGGGCAUUCGGAUCACGAUUGUAGGUCCUAUCUCAAGCUCGAGGGAACUAGAAGCUGACAACAGUCAGGACGGCACGUCGUUCUGGAAUGGACAAACCAUGGAACGAUCUGAGAUCAUUCCCCAGACCAAGGCGGAUCUCGGAAGCGGGCAUCUGUUCUACCAUUUCUCACUGAAAACAGAAGACACGAAUGCACCGAAUCCGAACUUCGAACAUCAAAUCGCGUUCUUCGAGAGCCAUUUCACAGAGCUCAAAUACGGCACUAUGAGCGGCGCUUCCGGCAAAGACAACACCCUCCGCUGGUGUGUCGGUGGAGUCUCGAAGUGGGAAACGGACUUGGAAGCAGGGAAGUGGUACAACUUCGCCUACGAGAUCGAUUUCGAUGCAAAGACUGUUGGACUGUGGGCAUCGAAUGGGGCCGAUGACCUAAAGCAGGUUGUCUCGGCCGUUAGUGCGUCAACUUCGACAAACUCCGCGGAUUGGCAUGUCGGCGAGUUGCGCCUCGAUAAUGGGGGUUUGAAUGCGGCUGCGGAGGAUUGGUUUUGGUCUGGCAUCUUUGUGGAGGAGGCUCCGAUUACUCCUGGUAUUUCCGGUCCUGCAUGA
Penicillium egyptiacum is the source of this 828-nucleotide messenger RNA. The record is from the annotation of a GenBank genome assembly. Lineage: Eukaryota; Fungi; Ascomycota; Eurotiomycetes; Eurotiales; Aspergillaceae.